UCCUACCCCUCCAAGCUGGCGGCCCACCGCCUCACGCACAGCGGCGUGCGCCCGCACCCAUGCCCGCACUGCCCGAAGGCCUUCGGCCACCGCUCCAAGCUGGCGGCCCACCUCUGGACGCAUGCGCCAGCCCGCCCCUACCCGUGCCCGGACUGCUCCAAGUCCUUCUGCUACCCCUCCAAGCUGGCGGCCCACCGCCACACGCACCACGCCACCGACGCCCGCCCCUAUCCUUGCCCACACUGCCCCAAGGCGUUUUCGUUCCCCUCCAAGCUGGCCGCCCAUCGCCUGUGUCACGACCCCCCCACCGCGCCGGGCAGCCAGGCCACUGCCCGCCACCGCUGCGCCAGCUGCAGCCAGGCCUUUGGACAGAGGCGCCUCCUGCUCCUUCACCAACGCAGCCACCACCAGGCGGAGGGCCAAGGGGAGCGGGAGUGA
This is a messenger RNA of Orycteropus afer afer, 438 nucleotides long. It is a transcript of the gene ZNF575, whose product is annotated as zinc finger protein 575. Gene Ontology annotation, molecular function: DNA-binding transcription factor activity, RNA polymerase II-specific; RNA polymerase II cis-regulatory region sequence-specific DNA binding. Gene Ontology annotation, biological process: regulation of transcription by RNA polymerase II. The transcript has a single exon. NCBI's taxonomy places the organism in Eukaryota, Metazoa, Chordata, Mammalia, Tubulidentata, Orycteropodidae. The record is from RefSeq and is a predicted model, not a curated record. The annotation marks the transcript as partial.